Messenger RNA from Paramecium pentaurelia, 1422 nucleotides. Lineage: Eukaryota; Ciliophora; Oligohymenophorea; Peniculida; Parameciidae. The record is from the annotation of a GenBank genome assembly.
AUGGUGCUAGAAACCUAAUUAUUAAUUAAGAAUAGAUCAUCUAAUAUUGUGAUUCCUCCUCCUAAUAUUAAAAGUAUUAGAAUAUAUCUAUUAUUAGAAUAUGCUGAUAAGACUGCAGAAUAUGUGGCAAAAAAUGGAGCAACAUUUGAAGAUCUUGUUAUGUAAAAAGAAUUAAGUAAUCCUAAUUUUUGUUUCUUGAGAAGAGAUGAUCCUUAUAGACCAUAUUAUGAAAAUAAAAUUACAGAGUUUGCAAGAGGAUUAGUUGGUAUUAAUUUACUUUUAAUUAUUAUUAUAGCACCAAUAUAGGAAGAAGAAGAUUAGAAAACAAAGCCUGCACCUAAAAAUGAAUAACCUAAGAAAGUAGUCAAGGCUCCACCUAAUGAUUAAUAUACUGUAGAAUAACCAAGAAAUUUAUCAGCUUUAGAUUUAGAUAUUAUUAAACAUACAGCCAUAUUCAUAGCUAAGAAUGGUAAAAAGUUUCUGGUUGCCUUAACAGAAAGAGAGAAAAUGAAUCCAUAGUAUGAUUUUUUAAAACCUACUCAUGAUUUAUUUCAAUUCUUUUCAAAUUUGGUUGAUGCUUAUACAAAAUGUUUAUAACCAAAAAAAGAAGAAAUUGAUAGAUUAUUGACAUAUGUUUAAGAUAGAUAAGUAAUAUAUUAAAGAUGUCAAGAAAAAUAUGAGUAUGACAUAUAUUUAAAAGAAGAAAAAGAUAGGAAAUAAUAAUAGGAUGAAGAUGAGAAAUGUAAAAAUUUUAAUAAUUAUAUAAUAGAAUAAAUGGCAAUGAUAGAUUGGAAUGACUUUACAAUUUGUGAAACAAUUGAUUUCGCAGAAGAUGAUAGAAUUGAUAAAGUUUAUGAAAAAGGAAUCUAAAGAUUUGAUAAAAUGGACUUUAAAGGUGCUGAUUAAACAUAAUUUUGUAAUAUGGUUGUAUAUUUUUAGAAUAAUAGUAAAACUUAGUAUAGACAGGACAAGUUGUAUCUAGAAUUAUUAAUAAUCCAUAAUAACCAAAAGAAAAAUAAAUCAUUACUUUAAAUUCAACUUUAUAAAAAGCAGGAUAACAAGGUGAUAGUAGUGCUCCAAUAAUUUCAAAUUAUUAAAGACCUACAUCAUAAAAUGAAUUAGUCUUAAUAAAAUGUGAAAUUUGUGGAAAGAACUUUCCUAAAAAUUAAAUUAAUGAACAUAUUCAAUUAGAACUAUAAGAUCCUCGUUAUAGUGAGAUAAAGAAGGAAAUUAAUGAAAGAAGCAAAACAACAACAUUACAACCUGGUAAUAUGAUUGCAGAACAUCUAUCUUAAUUAAAAAAGAAAAGACCAGACAUUUUUGAGGAAGAUCAUAGAAAACCACCACCACCUCCUCCUCCUUAAUAGAGACCAUAGCCUCCAAGACCAGCUCCUCCUCCCCCACCUCCUCCUCCAAAAUGAA